This is a messenger RNA of Gekko japonicus, 861 nucleotides long. RefSeq names its product olfactory receptor 10R2-like. The record is from RefSeq and is a predicted model, not a curated record. Gene Ontology annotation, molecular function: olfactory receptor activity; G protein-coupled receptor activity. Gene Ontology annotation, biological process: G protein-coupled receptor signaling pathway. Gene Ontology annotation, cellular component: membrane. NCBI's taxonomy places the organism in Eukaryota, Metazoa, Chordata, Lepidosauria, Squamata, Gekkonidae. Bases 1 to 861 code for a protein of 286 amino acids. The transcript is spliced from 2 exons.
AUGGAGCCCGGUGUUUGGAAUCCUAGGAAUGCUUCCGAGGACUUUGUCAUGCUUGGCUUUUCGAACCAGCCAGAAUAUGAAGUCUUUCUUUUUUGGGUAUUUCUGGUCAUGCACUUGGUCACUCUCUCGGGGCACUUGUUCAUCGUGGUCGUGACGUUGGUUGAGCCCACCCUCCACACCCCCAUGUAUUUCUUCCUCCGCAACCUCUCCUCUAUCGAGAUCUUCUACACGCUGGUCAUUGUCCCCAAGAUGUUGGUGAAUUUCUUAGCCAGCAGCCGGAAGGUCUCCUUGUCAGCGUGCGCCACGCAGAUGUAUUUCUUCAUAGCUUUGGGCACAUCGGAGUGCUUCCUGCUGGCGGUGAUGGCCUACGACAGGUAUGUGGCCAUAUGCAAUCCUUUGCACUAUACUGUCAUCAUGAACUGGACGCUCUGUCUCCAGUUAGUAGUGGGGGUCUGUGCUACCGGCUUCGUCCUCUCCCUGGGACUCACUGCGCUGAUCUUCAGGCUGCCCUUCUGCAGUUCUCACGAAAUCAAUCACUUCUUCUGUGACAUCCCACCAGUGCUCUUCCUGGCAUGUACUGACACCCACACCGAUGAGAUUUUGGUCUUCGGCAGGAAGAAGGCCUUCUCCACCUGCGCUGCCCAUCUGGUGGUGGCUGUCCUCCACUACGGCUGCGCCAUUUUCAUCUACAUCCGGCCCAAGGCCAGCUACUCCCUGGAGCAAGACAAAGUGGUCUCUCUGGUCUACACCAAUGUCACACCUAUGCUAUAUCCCAUGAUCUACAGUCUCCGGAACAAGGAAGUGAAGGGAGCUUUGAGGAAGGUUAUAGGGAACAAAGUCUCAUUUCACACAAAAAAUUGA